AUGGAGGAGCUUUGUUACGGCUUCGAGCAGGAAGACCUGGCUUCUGAACUUCUCUCCUGGGCUGAGGAGGACCCCAGCGCUGGGCUGGACACCUUCCCGCCGGCCUGCUCGCCGGUGGGCCAGCCGGCGUGGCCGCGGCCCGGGUGGGAGGGGGGUGCUGAAGCGGACAGCUCCGGCCGCCUCCGCCAGCGCCUCGCCGCCAACGUCCGCGAGAGGAAGAGGAUGGUCAACAUCAACUCGGCCUUCGACCAGCUCCGGUGCCACGUACCCACCUUCCCUUACGAGAAGCGCCUGUCGAAAAUCGACACGCUCCGGCUGGCCAUCGCCUACAUCGCCCUGCUUGGCGAGAUCCUCCUCUCCGGGUGCGACCCCAGAUCCUACGUGGAGCGGUGCCUGAAGGGCGGUUUGCCAAGCCGAGAGCAGGCCACUUGGAAUACGAGCGAUCUGACAGCCCGCCUGUCUUGGAUAAAGUGGGAUUAAGCGGUACCCAAAAGAAAGAUAUUUAAAGCCAGCAUAUUGCAAAACCUGAUGACCUGACUGCUGGGUACCGGCUGUUAAAUUCUCAGUACUGCAAGGAAAAGCAUGGCACUUAGGACUUUAGUUAUUGUCACAGACCACUUUCUCGCUGCAUGUCCAGCAUCCAGCCUCUUUUGGUGUUAAUUCAUUGCUGUGUAGGGCCUUCUGUUUCUCUUUCUUCUAGUUUCUCACACACUGGUAGACUGCUCUUGCAUGAAAAUAACAAAAUAGAUUAAAAAUCAGUGUCAUUAAAAUCACAGCAACAACAAUUUCUCUUCCACUGGAUGGGAGCUAUGUCCAAAUCACAUUUCCAGCGCGUGGGAAAACCUACCCCUGAUCACGAGAAAACACUAAGCACCACCUGUUGCAACCUAUUGCUUGGCUUAAGAUGUCCAGGGACGUAAUUGUAAAAGUCACCAGUGAUUUAGAGCACAGAGGACAUGAAAGGCCCCAUUUUCAGGGCGUAAGAGACAUGUUUUUCUGUUUGUAUCUCCCUCCAAAAUUUCACAUGCCUUCCUCCCAAUGUGACAACUUCGGGAGGUCUGAGUCCAAGGCAUUUUGGU
Molecule: messenger RNA, 1079 nt
Organism: Tyto alba (common barn owl)
Lineage: Eukaryota; Metazoa; Chordata; Aves; Strigiformes; Tytonidae
Product: helix-loop-helix protein 13-like
Exons: 2
Coding region: 1-480 (159 amino acids)
Biological process (GO): developmental process; regulation of transcription by RNA polymerase II
Molecular function (GO): DNA-binding transcription factor activity, RNA polymerase II-specific; RNA polymerase II transcription regulatory region sequence-specific DNA binding; protein dimerization activity
Source: RefSeq, a predicted model, not a curated record